Schistosoma mattheei is the source of this 4139-nucleotide messenger RNA. NCBI's taxonomy places the organism in Eukaryota, Metazoa, Platyhelminthes, Trematoda, Strigeidida, Schistosomatidae. The record is from the annotation of a GenBank genome assembly.
AGUAAAGCCUGAUGAGGAUCUAAUCGAAACUCUCGAAGUCAAAUGACCUUGACCAAGGUUAAAGGGGAAUUUUGGGGAAAUAUUGGGGAAUUUCCCCAAAAUGUGCCAAAUUUUCCCCGAAAUUGGGAGCUGGGGAGCUGAUGUCAGUUUGUGAUGAAAACCCCAUAUAUAGAUUAGAGUCGCCGUAAUCACGAAAAUUCUAGCCUAAAACAUACCACGGAGGGAGAGGUUUUCUACAUAGUCGUGAGAUGGUUGCUUAGUUGUAACAACCUCUGUGCACUGAUUCCCUAAUCUGCCUCUUUAGAUUCGAUUGGAAAGGCGAAUUGCGAAUCGGGAGCUCCAUACAAACUAACAAUUUUUUCAUCCUGUCCUCAGUGAAGAGUUAGUAAUCCAUUUGAUAUGUCAACCCGUGGCGUGUCUUCUAGUGGCGAUCCAAUAUCUCUUGGAUGUGUGCUCCCCCUCACUAAGUCGCUGGCUGGAUUUCAUUCCCAUAUUCGGACACAAAAAUGAAUUUUUGUACGAAAUUAUCUGUGUACAACUAGUAGGUAUCCUGAAAUUGUUAAUUGUUCGUGGGAGCUGUUGGUGUGCUCACUAUUGCGAUCAUUUUCAACAACAAUGAAUUUGUUUUAACUACCCAGAAACUGUAAGAUAAAACCUCCGACUUCAGACUCACAAAUUAUCUGGUAUCACAAGUCAUAUAACUUGUGUGUUAGAUUUUGCUAGAAAUACAUUCAUCAUUCCAUGUUUCUACACUUUGCUACUACUUUCAAUGGGAUAGCACUCAUCAACUUCACGAAGCACGCUUUCCCUACGAAUAUUAAGGUAGUAACAACUAUGUGAAUAUUAAAAUUUUCUCAUUUUGUGCAAGGGUAAAUAAACUGUUCCUGACUCGUCACAUUUUCGUAUCUUAGUAUGCGGUGUGUAUCAACUAGUUCCCGUGAGCUGAAAAAGCCAUCAUGUAGAGCGAACAAAGAAUUAUAAACUUAGAAAAUGUAACUUAUACUAUUGGUAUUAAGUCCUAUGCUCUUGUAGGAUAGUAUUUCGAAUUUACUCAUCUUUUAUUCUAUUAUCAAAUUCGCGUUUUUUCAAUGUACCUAGAAGAAAUUGCUUUUGAAGGACAGCAAUUACGUACACGUGCUUAAGUAGGUUUUUAGUGGUUGGUCGUUGAAAAUGAAUAUUUCGAAUAAGAGAUACUAAAAUGUUCGAAGACUUGGGACUGUUGUGGUUUUAUAAUAUACAACGAACUAAGUUAUAUGGUCUAUAAACAACUAAAAUUAUCUUUUAGGCCUAAUGUGGUCAUUUAUGCUACGCAAAACUUGCUUUAUUGUUGGUAAGUUAACGUUUACUAGUGACUCUAAUCCAAAAUAUCUUCCAAAAAGUUCCCAGUAUUUAUUGUAGUAUCUCAUUUAUCUUGAGGUAUUUGUAAUUAAGUAACGGCGUUUUACUGCUUAUUAGAUAUUAACCGAACGACUUGGUUUUCUCUAUCCAAUUUUGUAGUACAACGGAUCGUAAUAGUCAUGGUCAAUGCGAAUGUCGAUAAAUUGGUUAAAAUUUGUCUACCUAUGUUCAUUGGAAUAGCCUUGCGCUCAUCUACCAGUUUACACUCAUAUUCCGGCGAAAAUAAACCACCCAUGUAUGGUGACUAUGAAGCUCAACGUCAUUGGAUGGAAAUUACCGUUAAUUUACCAUUCGCAGAAUGGUAUAUCAACUCAACACAUAAUGAUUUGAAUUAUUGGGGGUUAGAUUAUCCACCUGUUACGGCAUAUCAUAGUUGGCUGAUGGGUAAACUAGCUAAUAAAAUUGACCGUGAUUGGGUUCAGUUGUACACAUCGAGAGGCUUCGAAUCUAAAGAGCACAAGUUGUUUAUGCGUUAUACUGUACUGGUAGCUGACUUAUUGUUUUUUAUACCUUCCGUAUUACUGUAUUUUUAUUAUGUUCUACCUAGCAUUAUGAAUAAGUCACAAAUUAGUGGAUUUUAUUCAGCAUGCCUAACAUUAACUUAUCCUGGUCUUAUAUUGAUUGACCAUGGACACUUCCAAUAUAACUGUGUCAGUCUUGGUUUGUAUUUGAGCGGAAUUAAUUUCCUCCUCCUAGAGUGGGAUAUGCUCGGUUCUAUAUUAUUUUGUCUAGCCAUAGGUUAUAAACAAAUGGAACUAUACCAUGCGUUGCCAAUUUUUUUCUUUUUAUUAAGCAACUGUAUUUACAAAAAAUCCGUGCGCAUUGGAAUAACACAUCUAGCUAGGCUGAGCUGUGUCGUUUUCUUGACAGUAUUUUUGAUAUUUGCACCGUUUUUACUAACAACCGAUUUGAAUCUUUCAUUUCAAGUCGUCCGACGUUUAUUUCCGUUUGAUCGCGGUAUUUACGAAGAUAAAGUAUCUAAUUUUUGGUGUGCUACAUCACCGCUAGUAAAAUGGCGUUCACCACUUCCUACGUCAUCCUCAACAUUAUCGUCUACUAAACUGGUGUGGGUUAGUGUCCUGCUCGUACUGACUACAUGCCUUCCAUUUUGUAUAGUUUUAUUAAAGAAGUCUAAAAAUCAAAAAUUCCUGAUUUCUCUAGCACUAUGUGCGUUAAAUUUCUACCUAUUUUCCUUCCAAGUUCAUGAAAAAUCAAUUUUGUUAGUGUCUAUCCCUGCUUUGUGUUUGCUACCUUUUUAUCCCAUAUCGUCAUUUUUGUUCUCUAUAUGCUCUACUCUUAGUAUGUGGCCAUUAUUUAAAAAGGACGGUUUACAAUUGGCUAGUUUAUGUUUAACAUGUAUACAUACCAUUCUAGGCUGUUUUAUAAUACUUAAAUAUAACAAUAGUGAUAAACAUGUUGCUGAGAAAAAGAAAUUACAAAAUAGUGCUACGAGUAAUAAUAUCAUCUCUAUAUCUAUCAUUCUUUUUAUUCUUAUUGGCUAUAGUAUCUUGAUUAUCGGUGACUCACUGAUUAAACCUCCUGUAGCAUAUCCCGAUUUAUUUCCUUUGUUAUUUUCUAUGUACUCCUUCACGCUGUUUUUCUUAUUCAUGCUCUAUUGGCAGUUAGAAGUUAUUUUUAUGUAAAAACUUUGUGUUUAGUUAUGUUUCUGAGAAGAAUACAUGUUCAUGAAGUUCGCGUUCUAUACUUCAAUAGUUUAGUUUACUGGCUAAUUUAUUCUAUUCGGUAUACACUAACAUGCUCGUAAUAGGAAUAGAUAUAUCUUUAUAGUAAGCUUUGUGACUCAAUGGGAGAGUAUCACGAUUUUUUACUGCAAGUAAUAGAUUAACUACUAUAUUCAUGAUGCCACCUAGCUUUAAACAUCCAAGGACAGGGUAGGAGUAGGGUGUAGCUGGGCCUGUCUCAGUCACGCAUCAGUUUAACGUCUUUAUCACGUUCAUCAAACUUUGCCUCAACACCGAUCAUACGGUGAUCCGAACACAUGCAAGCAGUGCUUCGAGGAAUAUGUAAUAACAGCAAUUUCAUGUAUCCACUUUUAAAGAUCAUAUCUAAAAAGAACUGCUGCUUGACAGAUAACUUGUAUAGUCAAGGAAACAAAUUUUACGAGUGCUUGGGUUUCAUCACUGUCCGAAACAAUACUACUGGUGGAAAUUCUGGAACAAGUGAAACAGGCAAUACACUGUAACACUAGAAUAGCCACUGAUUCAGAUCAGUCCAGAAGCAAGCAUCUAGAACAGGAUUUGGUAUCUAUGACAAUUUAAAGGUUGAAGGUAGAUACAUAACAUAGUAAAUGCAUGUGCCGAUUCGUCACAUCCUGUAACUUCCUAGAUUUUUGGGAAAAUAAACUUAAGUUGGUUGAUUUAAUCCCUUGGCCUGCGUUCCAGUGGCAAACAUAGCUAUUAGAUCUCAGUUGCCGAAAAUUGCGACAGUAUUAACCAAAUUUGUAGUCAUUAAAACUUGAUACGUGUGUACAUCGGUUUAAUAAGCCAUACUCCAUUUGAACAAGAUCAGAUUGUCAGGGCAAAUCCCAAAGACGCAAAGGUAGUAACAUUAUGAGUGGUAAUAGAAAAAUGGGGAAUCGAAUACAUCGAUCAGUGGAAUAAAGGAAACCCAUAAUUGAAAAAAUCAGGAUGAAAAGACUUAGUAGAUACAUCUGCGUCACUACGAACGAUUGUGAGCCAUUUAAUACUAAGUCUUCAACCACUGAUUGCAGUUAUCACGAG